This is a messenger RNA of Hyaloscypha bicolor E, 1770 nucleotides long. RefSeq lists its product as uncharacterized. Bases 1 to 1770 code for a protein of 589 amino acids. Lineage: Eukaryota; Fungi; Ascomycota; Leotiomycetes; Helotiales; Hyaloscyphaceae. The record is from RefSeq and is a predicted model, not a curated record. Gene Ontology annotation, biological process: regulation of DNA-templated transcription. The transcript has 5 exons. Gene Ontology annotation, molecular function: DNA-binding transcription factor activity, RNA polymerase II-specific; zinc ion binding.
AUGCCAGCGGAGCAUGCGAGUAAUCCGCAUGGAAGCAAGAGACUGAAGACGGACCUUGCAUGCGACACGUGCCGUCGUAGAAAACAAAGAUGCGAUGGGAAACGACCCUCCUGUGCGCAAUGUGAGCUUGCAGGUUUUAGCUGCAGCUACAGACCCACCCCCACAAGCUUUGAGACUGAUGCUUCUGUCCUCGCACGCCUUGCCCAAGCCGAAGUAAGAAUUGAGGUUCUCGAGCGUGAACUAUUAAGCCCACCUGAAGCGGGAACAGGGCCUGAUGUUCACAACUCACUCCUGCUCUCAACCGAUGACUCGAGGAUUCCAGAUCUGCACACAGCAGCAGGCCACAAAAUACUUCAGUACUGGCCAAGAUUGCGCGUCAAGUUGACUCUAGACCUUGAACUUUUUACUUUCUUGAAGGCCGCCGAUCAUGAGGACACGUUCCUCACAGGCCUUGUCCUUGGUGCCGAACAGGAGUUUCCACUUGUACCCGCCAUUCAGGCCCUCGAGAAUCUCUAUGAGAAUCAGUUUGAAUUACCGCUCUCGCUCGUCGAUUUGUUGAAGGUUUCUCCGUACUUCUCGAAGGAGCAUGUUUUGAAAUCUUUCUAUGAAGCGCGACAAGUGCAUCAGACGAUCCUCAAUCUCCGAGAGUGUUCUCUCGAGUCUCUCCUCGUGCAAACGAUCGCUGUGAGAAUCACAAGGACAGGCUCAGCCCAACUCGCUCAUCCGACUCUCGAGAUAUACUUUAAACUAGCUCUCGAAAGCUUCUGGAAACUUCAUUCCGAAAGUGACAAAUACGCCAUCCCGUUGACACUGUGUUUCGCGCAUAUUCUUCUGUAUUUCUUUGCUCGUCCGUUCAAUGCAUUGGGUAUCCUCCAAGCUUUGAAACCAGCGAUUGAUAGAUUUGAUAGGAGGAGAUCUGGUGAUGAAUUUCUUGAAGAGCAAAAGGAAGUUUACAAUCGGUUACAUUAUCUCCUAGAAAGCGAUAUUCUUACAGAACUUGAUGGCGUCCCAUCUGCAACAUCACUCCGGCCAAGUAGUAUUUCCCGGCCAACUCCAUCUGAAGUAUCAUCUACGAACAACUCAACACAUGAAUACCUCAUCCAGUCUCAACUUUUCCUCCGGAUUAUUCUCAACAAAGUCCUUGGUAGUCUAUACACUGCUAACGAAGCAUAUAUCACGCCUGAAGAAGCAGGCCCCGUCAUUUCGUCUCUUUCCAUCAAACUGGAUACCUGGUACCAAUCACUACCGCUGGAAAUGCAAUUCUCCCGAAACAUCUCAAGCUUUAAUCUUACCUCUCGAUCAAUGUCACUGAGAAUCAGAGAAUUGGCAUUGCGAUACUAUGCCUGCCAUUUCAUACUACACCGGGUUGUUUUGUACAGGGUCGUCUACGAAGAUAUGGAAGAAGCAGCCACACCUCGAAGCACACGAAAGGAGUUCGAACCUUGGGUCCUUGAAACCUGUCGCAGCUGUACAGAGAAUGCGGGCUUAAUUAUACUCGCUCAACAUGCACAGUACAAGUCAGCAGAUGAUGUGCCGUACCACAGCUGGUGCGAGCUGCAGCUGCUCGUGGGAGCAUAUGCGGUCCUACUGCAGGUGCAAUCGGUCCCUGCUCUAGCUCCCAUGUUUCGGGAUCUUGGAGAGAUUGAUAGUCUGCUCGAUGCUGCGGAGAUGGUGCUUCGGAGUGUGCCAUUCACGUCACUGAGCACCUGGAGGACUCUGGACGCCUUGACAAAUGUUAGGUAUAACUUGACACUUCAGACGCCACGCUGA